Nicrophorus vespilloides is the source of this 1830-nucleotide messenger RNA. RefSeq names its product anoctamin-5-like. Gene Ontology annotation, biological process: chloride transmembrane transport. NCBI's taxonomy places the organism in Eukaryota, Metazoa, Arthropoda, Insecta, Coleoptera, Silphidae. The record is from RefSeq and is a predicted model, not a curated record. Gene Ontology annotation, molecular function: protein dimerization activity; chloride channel activity. Gene Ontology annotation, cellular component: plasma membrane.
CUGUAGCGCCAAUGACGUGCAGUGUCGGUGAUCAACAGUAACAUUAAAACAGAAUGAGCUGAUUUUGUUUAACAAUUUAAGUGCAAAUUGUGUAUUGUUAAUUUAGUUAUAAGAAAUAGAUUUUAUAGUGUUAUAAGUAAUUGGUAUGUCAGAUGAACCAUUCGAAGAUGGCAAUACACAAACAAGUACAGCAGAAUCAUCUGCACCUCUACUGGACGAAGAAGAAACACUACAGGACAUGCCAUCACCUGUUGACAAUGAGGAUCCUAGUUCUGUUUACAUAAAUCAUUUGUAUGAUGAGAAAUUUACACCUAGUUAUGGAGAGGAGGAAAUAGUCCAUGAAUUGAAACAUUUUGAUAAUUAUGAGUUUAAAUGUAAUGGGAACAUUAAGAAGCAUCCAGAUAUAGCAGCAAUCUCAGAAAUAAAUUUAUACCAGGAUGACAAUUUAGAUGAGCAAAUGGAUACCAACAAGGAUUUUGCAGGAGUUCAAAGACCAGCCUUGAAAAUAUUUAUUCAAGAAAGUUUUACAAAUCCUGCAAACAAUUCAAAUGUACAUUGCAAUUGUGUGAAACAUAUUAAAUGUCCAAAACCUACAAUAUUCUUCUCUGAUGGUAUCAGAUCUGUUGACUUUAUGUUGGUCUGGGAUGAACUGGAGGAACAAGCCAUAAGUGCCAACGCCUAUAUCAGAAGAAGAGUAUUUGAAGAUAAUCUCAUUAAGGAAGGUUUGCAAUUGGAAUAUGAGGAAGCAGAAAAGAAUGGACUUAAUUUCAUUAAAGUGCAUGCUCCAAAUGAAGUAUUAAGAAGGUAUAGUGAGAUUCUUAAACUGCGUAUGCCAAUGAAAGAGGAACUUUGUGUUAUACCAAGGGAAUUUAGGGAAAGACGAUUAUAUAAUGCCGCAAAUUAUUUACGGCAAAAGAUACCAGGACUUCAAGAAGUUCACCAUCACACGAAUUUUAUUAUUGACGGAUUCAAUUCACAAUUUCAAAAGUUGAAGUCAUAUAUUUUAGUUGAUAGAGAACAUUUUCCUGAGAAAGGACAUCGUUUUACGGCAAUUUACAGCCGCGACCGAGAGUACUUAUUUGAUGUUGAAUCUCCCUGUUUUUUUACUCCAGCCAUACAUUCGAGAAUUGUCCAAUUUAUAUUGGAUCGGAAAAUGUUUAGUGAGAGAACAGACGAUGACUUUUCUUUUGGUAUAGAGAGACUAUUGAAUGAAAAGACUUAUACGGCUGUUUAUCCCUUACAUGACGGCGAUUUGAGACAACCAGGCUCAAUGAGGUACUUAUUAUAUAAUGAAUGGGCAGCUAUACGCAGAUGGUAUCGUUAUCAACCAUUGGAUUACGUUAGAGAUUAUUUUGGGGUUAAAAUUGCCCUUUACUUUGCUUGGUUGGGAUUUUACACGCACAUGUUAUUAUCUGCUUCAAUUGUUGGCUUAGCUUGUUUUAUAUACUCCUGGAUUACUCUGUAUGACAACAAACCAAGUGAAGACAUAUGCAACUCACAAAUAAGUAUGUGUCCACUCUGUGAUAAUUGGUGUUCGUAUUGGAAUCUCAGCGAGACGUGUGUUCAUGCUAGAAUUACGUACUUAUUCGAUAAUCCCACUACUGUGUUUUUUGCUAUUUUUAUGUCUUUCUGGGCUACACUGUUUUUGGAAAUGUGGAAGAGAUAUUCUGCCGAAAUUACACAUAGAUGGGAUCUUACUGGGUUCGAUGUGCAAGAGGAACAUCCAAGACCUCAGUACUUGGCUCGUCUAUCGCACAUUAAAAAGAAGCAAGUGAAUAUUGUUACAAACACGAUGGAACCUCAAGUACCAUUUUGGAGAAUGAAAUUUCC